Platichthys flesus (European flounder) is the source of this 2468-nucleotide messenger RNA. Its product is annotated as protein-lysine methyltransferase METTL21C. The transcript is spliced from 5 exons. Gene Ontology annotation, cellular component: cytosol; cytoplasm. Lineage: Eukaryota; Metazoa; Chordata; Actinopteri; Pleuronectiformes; Pleuronectidae. Gene Ontology annotation, molecular function: protein-lysine N-methyltransferase activity. Gene Ontology annotation, biological process: peptidyl-lysine methylation. The record is from RefSeq and is a predicted model, not a curated record. Bases 116 to 1216 code for a protein of 366 amino acids.
GUGUGUCCUCCAAGAUGCUGAGUGUUUAUAACCGCGCAGGCAGACGUCUUCAGAUGCAGUCACAUUGCUCCUGAGAGUUUUUACCGGAGAGCGGCAGCAGUUCAGAAUAUUUUACAUGGAGGCUUUAUCCACAUAUUUUUUGGAGGAGACAUUUUGUAUGAGAAGCAGAGACGAGGAAGAAGAUGGAGAUGAAGAGGAGGAAGGUGAAGAGGGGUUUGAAAUCCGGGAUCAGCUGAGAGUGAGUGACGAAGGAAACGGGGCUGACGAUGAAGAAAGAGACAACCAGGAAAGUUAUGAUGAAGAGACUGAGUCUGAGAGAAGAGAUACAGAAGAAGAAGAAGAAGAAGAAGAAGAAGAAGAAGAAGAAGAAGAAGAAGAAGAAGAAGAAGAAGAAGAAGAAGAAGAUGAGGAUGAUUGUGAUGAAGAGAUGGAGAUGAUCAUUGUCGUCAUAGAAGAGAAGGACCAACCUAAGAGGGGUGAUUCAAACUGCAGCAACACGGCCAGCGAUGAGGACAUUUCAGGACAGAUGUUAGAGAAACAAACAGCUGCACAGAGGUUCAAACCCCCGGCCUGGACUCCCAGCGUCAUAUGCAGCCUCGGUAAAGACAUCUACCACUACGCAGGGGAGGACAUCGUCAUCUAUGAAUCCAUAGACUCCUUUGGAGCAGUCAUGUGGCCGGCAGCGUUGGCUUUGUGCUCCUUCCUGGACAACAACAGGGAGGAGGUGAACCUGCAGGGGAAGGAGGUGCUGGAGCUGGGAGCAGGAACAGGACUGGUCACCAUUGUGGCCACACUGCUUGGAGCUGUGGUCACAGUCACAGACUUACCGGAUGUGUUGGGUAACCUCAGGGCAAAUGUGAUGAGGAACACCAGGGGGCGAUGCAGACACCUGCCCAAGGUGGAAGUUCUGUCCUGGAGCUACGACCUCGAGCCCACCUACCCUACAUCCCUCUACAGGUACGACUACGUGCUGGCAGCUGAUGUGGUCUACCACCACGACUUCUUAUCCGAGCUCCUGGCCACCAUGAAGCAUUUCUGUCGACCCGGGACGAAGGUGAUCUGGGCCAACAGGGUCAGGAUGGAGUCCGAUCUGGCUUUCACAGAGAACUUUAAAAAUACUUUUCACACAAGUUUAGUGGCGGAGGACGGAGACAUGAAAAUCUUCAUGGCGACAUGCAGAAAGGGAGAAACAGAAGAGGAGUGGUUGGAUCCCUGAACUGGCUCACUGUGUACAGGCCUGUGAGCCCUAGGGGUUAUGGGGCCCUUACAUCAGACCCCCCGAAGUGCUUGUGUUAAACGUUUCUUGUUAAGUCAAAGGGCUUUUGAAUGAGGAUGUGUCGGUCACAGUAUUUGGGUUAGGGUUAGGGUUAGCCCUUAACCCAAAUCCCACUGACAGUGACAUAGAGAACAGAUUUUAAGUUUGGCAGCAACAACAUGAUUGGCUGAUGGAUAUCAUAGUAACCUCUGAUUGGAUCAGCUGAUUCGAAGAGGCGGUCAUCCUGAUUGAACUUACACUAUAAGCUUUGAUACCAGCAUCACAGAUUAUUUUUGUUAAAUAUAGCGUGUGUCAGUUUGGAUUUGUUUUUACAGUUUGGUAAAGAAUCGUGAAAACAGCAGCAUGACCUGAGAUAAGGUGAAGGAUGAGGUCACAUACACUGGGCCUUUUACCUCAGAAUGGACAUCAUCUUAAUUCCUUUAGAAACAGUUUAGAAAGUAACUCUGGAUCACAUGCAUAAAUAAUGAGAAACGCAAUUUGUUAAAAGGAAUAGUUCGUCCAAAAAUGAUAAUUCACUCAUCUUCUCUCCCCUAUGCCGAUCGAAGGGUGGGUCAUUUCACUGUGUUUUACGCCACAAACACCAGAAGUGGAUAAGCUAGAUGACGAUGGCAUUUCGGACGGUCCCUGAAUGCACCUCGUCAGAAGCUAUCAGCAGACAUUUAGACCUCGUUUCGAGUUUAAUAUGAAAGUCGGGGCUUGUGGACACUGGGAUGACACCACAGGAGCAGUAUGGAGGCAUGUGUGGGUUUUUCUACAUCUGAAGAUAACCCCCUAAAACUUCAGUUGUGUUGGAAUGGGAUGCUCCACUAUGUACCACUGACACUCAAGCAGUAUUUCAUGAACUCAAACACUUGACCCACCCCUCCAUCGGCAUUGGGGUGUGUAGAUGUUGAGUGAAUUUUCAUUUUUAGGUGAACUAUUCUUUUAAGGAUGGAUGCGCUGCACGAGGUAAUAAAAUCUAAAUAUGAGUUUUCUGCACUUUUUUUUUAAUGAAGUUUUGUAUUUUUGCCUCCAGCUUGAGUCUUACAUCGGACGUUGCAGUAAUGUCAGACUCAUUUAAUACAGUAUUAGGAAAUUGGAAGAAAAACUUUUGUGUUAUAUUUUAUCUUGUAAUGUCUCUAUAAACCCAUGUAUAAUGAAUUCUCUCAUUUUGAAGAACACAACUAAAAUAUGAAAAGUUGACACUCAAAUC